Messenger RNA from Zea mays, 2123 nucleotides. Its product is annotated as Glutamate--tRNA ligase chloroplastic/mitochondrial. Lineage: Eukaryota; Viridiplantae; Streptophyta; Magnoliopsida; Poales; Poaceae. The record is from RefSeq and is marked validated. The transcript is spliced from 12 exons. Gene Ontology annotation, biological process: glutamyl-tRNA aminoacylation. Gene Ontology annotation, molecular function: tRNA binding; glutamate-tRNA ligase activity; zinc ion binding. Gene Ontology annotation, cellular component: mitochondrion. The coding region runs from base 199 to 1890 and encodes 563 amino acids.
CGCGAAUGUACACCUUUAACCAUAUCCUACCUUCUGCCAUGUGAGCCCUUUGUGUCAGUAGCUUGGCUAUCCCGCUCGCCGUCUCGUUUGGGCCCCCAACACCCCCCACCCCACCGUCUGACCGUCCUAUAGACUAUAGUCCUAUGAUCCUAUCCAUCAUCCUCUCCCAUUUCGUCGCAAUCCUCAAAAAGGGAAGACAUGGCGGCGAGCGCACUGCUGACGGGGUCGCCGUGGCUGCGCAUGCGCCUCCUACCGGACGCGCCCGCGCGCCCCUUCCGCCACCUCCACCUCCGCCGGAGCUUCUCCGUCCGCGCCUCCGGCGCCGACGGCAGCCCCGCCCCCGUCCGCGUCCGCUUCGCGCCGUCGCCCACCGGCAACCUCCACGUCGGCGGCGCCCGCACCGCGCUCUUCAACUACCUCUUCGCGCGCUCCAAGGGGGGCCGCUUCGUGCUCCGCGUCGAGGACACCGACCUCGAGCGCUCCACCAGGAAGUCCGAGGAGGCCGUCCUCGCCGACCUCGCCUGGCUCGGUCUAGACUGGGACGAAGGUCCCGAUGUCGGUGGGGAUUUUGGGCCUUAUCGCCAGUCAGAGCGGAACUCACUGUACAAACAGUAUGCUGAGAAGCUUUUGGACUCUGGUGCGGUUUACCGCUGCUUUUGCUCCAGCGAGGAACUCGAGCAAAUGAAGGAAGUCGCAAAGCAGAGACAACUUCCUCCUGUGUAUAUGGGGAAGUGGGCAAGUGCUUCAGAUGCAGAAGUACAACAGGAGUUAGAGAAAGGGACACCUUACACUUACCGCUUCCGUGUGCCAAAGGAAGGGUCUUUGAAAAUUAGUGACUUAAUUCGUGGUGAGGUCAGUUGGAACUUAGACACGCUUGGUGAUUUCGUGAUUAUGAGAAGCAAUGGACAGCCUGUGUAUAACUUUUGUGUGACAGUUGACGACGCUACCAUGCAAAUAUCUCAUGUUAUCAGAGCUGAAGAGCAUCUACCAAACACAUUGCGACAGGCUUUAAUUUACAAAGCUCUUGGAUUCGCAAUGCCUUCAUUUGCUCAUGUUUCGCUUAUUCUGGCUCCUGACAGGAGUAAACUGUCUAAACGGCAUGGAGCUACUUCUGUCGGGCAGUAUAAAAAUAUGGGCUAUCUACCUCAGGCAAUGGUCAAUUAUUUAGCACUACUGGGCUGGGGUGAUGGCACUGAGAAUGAGUUCUUCACUAUUGAUGACCUAGUCCAGAAAUUCACUAUAAACCGUGUCAAUAAAAGUGGAGCAGUCUUUGAUGCAACAAAAUUGAAAUGGAUGAACGGACAACAUCUAAGAUCAUUUCCCCAUGAUGAACUCAUCAAAGCUUUUGAAGAUCGGUGGACGGACACAGGCAUUCUCCAGGAAUCUGAAAGUGGUUUUGCUAAGGAAGCUGCCGAGCUUUUGAAGGAUGGUAUCGAUUUGAUAACAGAUGCGGACGCAGCUCUUACGAAUCUGUUGUCAUAUCCCCUUCAUACUACUCUAAGCAGCGAGGAAGCUAAACCUGUGGUGCAAGACAAGAUCUCCGAGGUUGCUUGGAGUCUUAUUUCCGCGUACGACAGCGGCGAACUCGGCCAAGCGCUAGCUGAGGGCCGUGAUGGCUGGCAGAAGUGGGUUAAAGGUUUCGGCAAGUCUAUCAAAAGAAAGGGCAAGGGGCUCUUCAUGCCGCUCCGGGUACUGCUGACCGGGAAGCUUCAUGGGCCUGACAUGGGUGGCAGCAUCGCCCUAAUACACAAGGCCGGCGUCUGCUGCGCUGUGACUCCGCAGUCCAACUUCGUGACUCUAGACGAGCGGUUCAGGAUGCUCAAGGACGUCGACUGGGAGUCGCUGGCGAAGGAGCAGGAAACCCCUGCUGUCCCUGCCGCCGCUUCCUAGACUGCCAGGAGGAGGACGACGUUGCGCGCAAUGUCGCUCUUGAGUUUUUUUUUAAAAAAAAAAUCCAUUUUGGCGUGUUUUUGUCACCGUUCGUUUCCAUGGAGUAGGAGAGGAGCUCAGUGGUUUGGUCAUAGGUCGUUGGUGCUGUAAUGUGGGCAAUAAUAUUGAAUUAUUAUUAUUAGAUGAUGAUGAUGAUGCCUGUAAUCUGCGUGUCUACAGCUUCUCGUUUGCUG